Rotaria sp. Silwood1 is the source of this 549-nucleotide messenger RNA. The record is from the annotation of a GenBank genome assembly. NCBI's taxonomy places the organism in Eukaryota, Metazoa, Rotifera, Eurotatoria, Philodinida, Philodinidae.
AUGCCACAACGGCAAGGCAAACGACAAGGAUUAAGAACAAAUGCAACUAUACGACGCAAUAAAUUCGAACAUAAUGCUAAUCGAGGAGAUUUUAUCAUGGACAAGAAUAGUGGAAUUGCUUUUUCUUUAUCAAAGUCAAAUCGAUGGGAAUUGAUUGAUGACGAAGAAAACCAAAUGCCAAUACGAAAAAUGAUGCCUAUGGGUAUGCGAUCCAACUGCAAAAGCAGUCCAUAUUGGUACACCGGAUUUCCUGGUGGACAUUUUCAAGAUUUCGAUCGUGCACGACAAUAUCAAAUAGUCAAUGGAAAAAGAAGUAAUGUUCAACUAGAAAAACAAGACACGGUUGAUGCAUGGAUCGAUUUGUCAUUUAAAAAUCACGAAUAUCCUUUAAAAAGAGAAUUACAUAAGAACCAUGAUACACCCUGUCGAGGUUGUCUUCGAAGUGGUGGAGUGAUACUUUUUCGUGGACGUGGUAAAAAAUCCUUAGGAAAAACAAAAGGUAUGAAAUCCUAUCGACGUAAAGAUUGGGAAGACGAAUUUAAUUUAUAA